UUUAAUUAUUGCUCUUAAAGUUCCAAGACAAAACCUCCACCUCCGCCACAGCCACAGCCACUCUCUCCAACACUUGCUUAAAUAAAUUCCAAAAAAAAAAAAAAAAGAGAAAAAAGUACCUUCCUUCACUUUCAUGGAUAAUUCACCGUCCAUUUUCUUUGCUCCUCAACCUCCACCAUUUCCUGGUCCUCCUAGAAAAGUCGAUUUAUCCCCUCUCGAAUUCAUUCUUGCUCUGAUUGCAGUCAUCACCAUUCCCGCCUUGAUCUACACCUUCUAUUUCUCUAUCAAGUGCCCGCCCAGCCCUUUUCGGAGUCGCCGGAGCCGGAGCCAAAGUGGCUUCGAGGAAUUUUCCACCGGCGGCGGAGAGAAUCCAACUGAGAGUAAAGAAGUGGUUUCCGAUCUUAAAUAUCAAAAAGAGACUCACGUAAAAGAUAUUGGAAGCGAGUGUCCUGUUUGUUUGUCUGUUUUUAACGACGGAGAAGAAGUGAAGCAAUUAAGCGCCUGUAAACAUAGCUUUCAUCUUGAUUGUAUUAAUUUGUGGCUUAAUUCUCAUUCUAAUUGUCCCGUCUGUCGAGCUUCUGUUCCUCCUGUUAAACGUUCCACUACAAGAACAACGACGUCGUCUUCUUCGACUAGAGAUAAUGAUCUCCAUCAAGGUCUGCCUGAUGCGGGUAAUUUGGUCUGAUAAGAUCUAGCUAGCUAGAUUUUUGUUUAAUUUUGGUCUUUGUUCAACUCGAAUCUUUUCUUUGUUCUUUUAAGGUAAAUGAAUUUUGAAGAUGAAAAUUAAUUGCAUCUGCAACAAACCAAGUCUUAGGUUAGAUUAGAUUUCAAAGAAUUUUGCCCAAUUGAAUGUCUUCAAGUUGAAGAAGAUGUACUGCUCAAAAAAAAAAAAAGUUGAAGAAGAUGAAGAUGAACCUUAAUUAGGGUAUAAUUACUUUAACUUUGUAGCAUUUUUCUCAUUAAUUAAUCGUGAUAAAAUACUAAUUAGCACCAGUCACUACGCUAAUUAAUUAAUCCUUCAUUCCAGAAUUUGCCCUAGUAUAUGCAUUGUAAAAGGUUUGAAAGAAAAUUCUAUAUACUUGAAUA
Messenger RNA from Jatropha curcas, 1086 nucleotides. RefSeq names its product RING/U-box superfamily protein. Gene Ontology annotation, biological process: protein ubiquitination. NCBI's taxonomy places the organism in Eukaryota, Viridiplantae, Streptophyta, Magnoliopsida, Malpighiales, Euphorbiaceae. The record is from RefSeq and is a predicted model, not a curated record.